AUUUUGAUGUCUGACACCCCCCUAGGAUUUUUUCGAGGCGCCCUUUUUAGGUGUUGAACGCAACUCACGCCCCCCAUUAGUUCGCCACACCAUUCACUCCUCUCUCGGUUCUCGUGAAAUCGCCGAGCUUCUUUGCCGCACCACACUAUCCUCUCCGCUCUCCACUCGUUGCUCCGCUCUCCGCUCUCCCGUCUUCCUUCCCCUCGCCACUCCCGUCGCCCUUCCCACGCCCGUCGCCCGUCCCCCUCCCGUGGUAACACAUCCGCUGCGACCGUCGGCGUGUGUGAUUCGCAAGUAACAUUCAAUCUCUCUGCCGUGACUUCCAUCCGACCUAUCCGCUCUCGGCUCUCUGCUCUCUAUCGCACCCAACUUCGCCAGCUCUCACUAUUUCCGCCCCUAACCCGACCCCCAGUGCCUCUUCCCGCUACCCCUGGAAACCCGAGGUCCCCUGAAACAGCCCAAACCCGCCGUUUCCAGCCGUGUCCGCCAUUUUCUAUCCGCGUCGAUGCUCACCGCUCGAUGCGCCCCUUUGAUGGCCAAAUGCGAGGCACUUUCCGAGCCGGGAAAAUGGCCAAGUCCCUGAAGCCCCGGAUCCAGCGGUUUCGCGCUCUUCUCAUUGGGCCGCAGCAGCCUGCGUUUCGCGAAAGCUGAGUGCACUGGUUCGUGAUGGCGAACGCUGACGUGGCGCAGCUAUGCAAGAAGGUGGAGCAGCUGGAGGCGGCGGCGCACGAGGCGCGAGCGGAAGCGCAGGCAAAGGCGCAGAUGGCGGAAGGGCUGCAGAAGAGCCUGGCGGCGGCGGAGGAGGAGAACAGCGAGCUGCAGGCAGGGUGGGCGGAGCUGAGCCGCCAGCGAAUGGAGGCGGACGAGGCGGCUGAGAAGCUCAGGAAGGAAACGGCGCGGUUGGAGAGGGAGGUGGAGGGGCGGCACAUGGAGGCGGUGCGGCUGCGAGCGGAGGUGGAGGAGGGGCGGCGCGCGCUGGAGGAGAGCAAGAAGGCGGCAGUCAUGGCGGCGAGAGAGCGCAAGGCGCGCGAGCUGGAGUGGGUGUCGCAGAUCAGCCGCCUGCAGUCCGCCGCGCAGACAUCCUCCAUGGCCAAGCUGCAGCUCGUCGCUGAGUCAGCGAGCAGCAAGCAGAGGUGCGAACGGUUGGAGGAGGAGAAGAGGGCGGUGGAGCGGCAGAGGGAGCGCCUGGAGGAGGAGAAGCGCGCGCUGCAGCAGCAGCUCAAGGCCGCGCAGGAGCAAGCUGCAACUCCCGCGGGUGGAUCCGCGGCAACGGAAGAGGCACUGCAGAAGGCACUGGCGGACCUGGCGGCGCUGCAGAAAGUGGUGCAGGAGGAGCGGCAGGCGGGCGAGGAGGCGGCGGCGCAGUGCGCGCAGGUGGAGGAGCAGUGCCGCGCGCUGGAGGAGCAGCUCGCGCACGCGCAGGCCAAGCUCCAGGAGGCCCGCGACGCCGCUCAGGCGAAUGGCGGCCCUGAUGGCGCCAUGCUGGCGGUGCUGAACCUCCCUGAGAGUGACGCCAGAAUGCAGCUCGUGGAGGCGCUGGCCACUCUUGAGCAGGAGAGGAAACAGUCGAGCUCAUGCCGCAUGCAGCAGAUCGAGCUCAGAAUCAAGGCCAAGAAGCUCCAGGACGAGCUGCGGUCGCUGGACGUGGCGGCGCUGAAGCAGGAGAUGGCACGCCUCAGGGAUGACCUCGCGCACGCCAAGGCGCUGCUCGACAAGGCGGAGGAGGAGAAGGAGGAGCUGCUAGGGCGAAUCAAGGAGGCGGAGGCGGUGGGCAACAGUGCGAUGCAGGCGGAGGUGGAGCACGUGCGGGGGGAGAACAGUGUGCUGUUGCAGCAGCUCGACAUGCUGGCGCGGCAGUUCGACGAGGAGAAGAACCUCAUCCACGCCCACAUGGCGCAGAAGGAGGAGGAGGUGGCGGACAUGCGGCUGCGCGUGGCGGACGAGCGGCAGGAGCGGGAGGAGGCGGAGCGGCGGGUGGAGGAGAGCGAGCGGCGGCGGCAGGCGCUGCAGGCAGAGGUGGAGGCGCUGGAGCAGCAGGCGUUCAAGAUGCGCCACACCAUGGUGCACAUGCAGCGCCAAAUCACCGAGGCGGAGCACUCGUCGAGCCGGCUGUACCUGGAGUCGCUGGAAGCGCAGCGCAGCAAGGUGGCGCAGCUGGAGCAGCAGCUGGCGGACAAGGCGCAUGUGGAGCAGCAGGUGCUGCAGCUGCAGGCAGCCAUGGCGGGCGCUGAGUCGCACAUGAAAGACAGCGAGGCCCAGCUUGCAGCGCAAGUGGCGUUGCACAAGGCAGCCAACGAGUCACUGCAGCAACAGCUGGAGGAGACACGGUCGCACCAGCUGACAUGGGAGCGCGAUCGAUCCUCGCUGCUGCAAGCCGUCAGCAAGGUGGGGGUGCGGGACCCGUGCAAGCCAACGCACGUGGUGCGGUUGCGGCAGAAGAGCACGUACACAUGCGUGCAGUGCCUGCUGCUGGGCCACGGCAUGGCGUGGAAGUGCACUGCCCGUGACUGCGGGGACUUCAUGCACCCUGACUGCAUGCUGCACCGCUAGCUGUCCCCCCACCCCCACCCACCUUCCUCCUUCCCCACAUUCACGCACAUCCAGACACUUAAAGCACAUGCAGCACUUGUCCGACGUGCUGUGAGGCAGUAGAAUUGUGGAUUCAUCGGAACUUAUUGCUUUGCUGGCAGGCCUGACGUUUCAAGAUAAGGCACUCUGAGCCAACCCCCAAAAAAAAAAACUGUCGAGAGACCUGCUGGGGUUGCCCUUCAGAUCCUCGGGGAGGGGCUACAGGCCAUCUCCCCGCUUGGGGAGUUGAGGGCAGGCCUGACGUUUCAUAAAAACCCCCCGAGCUGUCGACUAAAAAAAAAAAAAAAAAACCCUGAGGGCUCAGUUUUAAAAAAAUGCCUACCCUGAUUUGUAAGUGUUCAGAAAUCUGGAACCCUGAAUAUCCCAGGGUUCACUGUGAAAUAAAUCGUCUGGUGUUGUAGUAGACUAAGUAUAGAACUAAAAACACGACCACUUGGCAAAUCCUCAAGUGUUGGUCCAGGAUCUUUGCUGGAAUGGUAGACUAGUAAGACAGCGGAAGUCUUGUUAAAUAUAAUGGUCAAGGUUGAAUAACCUGAGUACGUGAAC
Messenger RNA from Closterium sp. NIES-67, 3135 nucleotides. NCBI's taxonomy places the organism in Eukaryota, Viridiplantae, Streptophyta, Zygnematophyceae, Desmidiales, Closteriaceae. The record is from the annotation of a GenBank genome assembly.